Colletotrichum gloeosporioides is the source of this 561-nucleotide messenger RNA. Its product is annotated as D-lactate dehydrogenase [cytochrome] 1. Gene Ontology annotation, biological process: lactate catabolic process. NCBI's taxonomy places the organism in Eukaryota, Fungi, Ascomycota, Sordariomycetes, Glomerellales, Glomerellaceae. The transcript is spliced from 2 exons. The record is from RefSeq and is a predicted model, not a curated record. Gene Ontology annotation, cellular component: mitochondrion. Gene Ontology annotation, molecular function: D-lactate dehydrogenase (NAD+) activity; FAD binding; D-lactate dehydrogenase (cytochrome) activity. Bases 1 to 561 code for a protein of 186 amino acids.
AUGAAAGACUGGGUCAUCAACGUUACAGUUGUGCUACCUGACAGCCGUAUCGUCAAGACCAGACAGAGGCCAAGAAAGUCUUCUGCCGGCUAUAACCUAAUUUCCCUGUUCGUUGGAGCAGAGGGCACGCUUGGCAUGGUCACCGAAAUUACAUAUAAACUUGCUGUAUUACCGCAGGAAACAGAGGUCGCCGUCGUCUCAUUUGCUUCAAUGAACGAUGCUGCUACUGCCGCAUCUAAGCUGAUACGAUUCUCUGGUACCAAAGAGGGUGUUCAUGGCGAUAUUGCUUCCGUCAAGUCUGUCAUAGAACCGUUCAGCCUGAGCAAGAUAUUGUCUGCCGCAAACAAGCAAGAAGAAAUCGAUUUAUGGUCGGGAAGGAAGGAGGCGCUGUGGACAAUGACGUCCAUUGAGCCUCAAGGUUUCAACAUUUGGUCAACUGAUGUUGCAGUUCCUAUAUCUAAGCUUGCAGAACUUAAUGGUACGUCUGAGAUCUGGGAGGGUGACGCGAUACUGAGCAUGCCCUUCACAGAUAUUUCCAAGCAAGAAUCCGACAAACUCUGA